This is a messenger RNA of Trichomycterus rosablanca, 2464 nucleotides long. It is a transcript of the gene fzd7b, whose product is annotated as frizzled class receptor 7b. Lineage: Eukaryota; Metazoa; Chordata; Actinopteri; Siluriformes; Trichomycteridae. The record is from RefSeq and is a predicted model, not a curated record. The coding region runs from base 76 to 1761 and encodes 561 amino acids. Gene Ontology annotation, molecular function: Wnt-protein binding; Wnt receptor activity. Gene Ontology annotation, biological process: non-canonical Wnt signaling pathway; canonical Wnt signaling pathway. Gene Ontology annotation, cellular component: plasma membrane. The transcript has 2 exons.
AACGUGCAGAGAGAGGCUCGGUUACUCUCUAUCUGGGGAUUUCUUUAAAAACGGAUUUACCACGGAUUUUAUUUAAUGCUACAGAGGAUGGCGUGUUGGAGAAGUAAAUACCCAAAGCAAACAGCGAUCAGUGCCCUCAUGGUGUUUUUUCUGCUUCUCAAGUCAAGUGUUGGUCAGUACCAUGGUGAGAAGGGGAUCUCUGUCCCGGAACACGGCUUUUGCCAACCGAUCUCAAUUCCUCUAUGCACGGACAUUCAGUACAACCAGACCAUCAUGCCUAAUCUCCUCGGUCACACAAACCAAGAGGAUGCUGGAUUAGAAGUCCACCAGUUCUACCCACUGGUCAAGGUACAGUGCUCGACCGAUUUGAAGUUCUUCCUGUGCUCCAUGUACGCGCCCGUAUGUACAGUUUUGGAGCAGGCUAUCCCACCAUGCCGUUCUCUCUGCGAGCGGGCGCGCCAGGGCUGCGAGGCACUCAUGAACAAGUUUGGCUUCCAGUGGCCUGAACGACUGCGCUGUGAGAACUUUCCCGUCCACGGCGCUGGCGAGAUCUGCGUGGGUCAGAACACGUCAGACACAGGAAGUCCAACGUCUAAGCCUCCACCGUACGUGCCGGAAAACUAUACUCCGCGUCUAAACAUGGAUCGAACGGGCCAGCCUUUCACGUGCCCACUUCAGCUGACGGUGCCUUCUUACCUCAAUUAUAAGUUCUUGGGUGCUAAGGAUUGCGGAGCGCCCUGUGAGCACUCGCAGCCGCACGGAGUUAUGUAUUUCAAAGAGGAGGAGGUGAAAUUUGGGCGCCUGUGGGUUGGGAUUUGGGCUAUUUUGUGCUGCUUAAGCACGUUGUUCACGGUGCUGACCUACCUGGUGGACAUGCGGCGAUUUCGGUAUCCAGAAAGGCCCAUUAUCUUCCUGUCUGGCUGCUACUUCAUGGUGGCGGUCGCCUACCUCACAGGGUUCCUUCUCGAGGAUAAAGUGGUGUGCAUUGACAAAUUCAAAGAGGAUGCCUACAGAACGGUGGCACAAGGUACAAAAAAGGAAGGGUGCACGAUUUUAUUCAUGAUCCUUUACUUUUUCGGCAUGGCCAGCUCUAUAUGGUGGGUAAUCCUUUCUCUGACCUGGUUCCUCUCUGCUGGAAUGAAAUGGGGCCACGAGGCAAUCGAGGCCAACUCGCAGUACUUCCACCUAGCCGCGUGGGCUGUACCCGCUGUGAAGACCAUCACAGUUCUGGCACUGGGACAGGUAGAUGGAGACUUGCUAACAGGCGUGUGUUUUGUGGGCAUCCAAGAUAUAACAGCACUGCGUGGUUUCGUUUUAGCGCCGCUCUUUGUGUACCUGUUUAUCGGCACGUCGUUUCUGCUGGCCGGCUUUGUAUCUCUGUUCCGCAUCCGCACCAUAAUGAAGCAUGACGGCACCAAGACAGAGAAGCUCGAAAAGCUGAUGGUGCGCAUCGGCGUCUUCAGCGUGCUCUACACCGUACCCGCUACAAUCGUCAUCGCUUGCUACUUCUACGAGCAAGCCUUCCGCAAGCAGUGGGAGAAGACGUGGCACAUGCAGACGUGCAAGCGCUUCGCGGUGCCGUGUCCAGCCGCCGACUUCGCCCCAAUGUCGCCGGAUUUCACCGUCUUUAUGAUCAAAUACCUCAUGACCAUGAUUGUAGGCAUCACGUCGGGUUUCUGGAUCUGGUCGGGGAAGACGCUGCAGUCGUGGCGCAGGUUCUACAAGCGGCUGGGAAACGGGCAGGGCGAGACGACCGUGUGAAAUCAGCCGGAUUAAAAGAGACUUGUCAGGAACUGCACGGUGAACGGAAAAAUAAGACUUCUUUUAAGUGCCUGCAGGAUCCUUAAAAUGCACCCACACCAAAAUUGCCUUAUGACACUUAAAUACUCGGCCCUGACUGUCUACACUUUUUUUUUUUUAAUAGAAAUUUUUUUGCAUGACUCUCCCCUCCUUUCCCCCCUUUUUUAACUUGAUGAAAGAUGUUUUCUGUAAACAUCUUGUGCCUUGUCAAAAAAAAUGAACACUAAGGAUUCUUCUGGCCAGCGUUUCAGUAACGAGAGAAAUGGCUCCGUUCCGGCUCAGUUGUUUUUAUUUUAAUCUUGUGCCUUGUAUUAUUGACCUGACCCUAUAGCUGAAUGUUUAUUUCAAUCCAAAGUUUUGUAUCUUUGCUUAUCUUCGUUCAGUGUUGAGUUUCUUUUCGAACUGUUAUGUUUAGUCCCUGUUACAUUUGGACUGUUAGACUUCACGACAGUUCUACGGUUUAUUCCAGUGAAUUCAGUCUGACUUAGACCAGACAUGGCUACGACUGUUGGGAUUAAAUGCUGAAGUUAAACGUGCUGACAGUGCUAAAAAAAUCAUGUGUAUAUUACCAUUCAAGACAUUACUUUUUUGUAUUUAUUAAAAGUAAUCUUUUUAAGACCAUAUCUUUCAUUCAGCAGUUUCACUUAAUAAAAAAGUGAUUAGA